Messenger RNA from Schizophyllum commune H4-8, 639 nucleotides. RefSeq lists its product as uncharacterized. Bases 211 to 540 code for a protein of 109 amino acids. The record is from RefSeq and is a predicted model, not a curated record. The transcript has 2 exons. NCBI's taxonomy places the organism in Eukaryota, Fungi, Basidiomycota, Agaricomycetes, Agaricales, Schizophyllaceae.
GCGGAUAUGACCUCGCACUCCACGACGGCGGCUACGAGUAUGACAUCACCCCGGAUGUCACCUCUAUGUCACCCUGGCGCGGACGCGUCCAAGUCGUAUAUAAGGUGGAAUCUCUAGGCCUCCUCCUUUACUUUUCGCCACUUCACGAACACCAUCACACAACCGCUUCACCCUCACCACACUCGCCACGCUCGCAAACCCAUCAUAAUCAUGUCUGGCGCUAUGCAGUCGAACGUUGGCAACUCGCAGGUCUACAACGACGGCGACCAGCGCAACCCGAAGGGCUCGGUGCACGAUCGCGCCGCGUACGAAGAGGGUGUACCCAACUCGCACGAUGUCCUAGACUCGAAAGACGAACGCUCCAUCGCCAACCGGCUCGCCGCUGCUGAGAAGCAGGACUCGCCGUCACCACACACCAUCACGGACCCGUUGAAGCCCGCGCAGGAUCAUGGCAACGAGCCGAGCCGCGGCGCACAAAUCGAUGCGGAACUGCAGGCGGAGGACGAAUCGAGGUUAAAGGAGAAGGGUAUCAAGCACUGAGCGGGUCGUGAAUAGAGAUGGGCAGAGAAGACGUACGCAUCCACGGACUAAAACCAAUCAUUGUACCAAUAUAAUUCGUCUUUCGGGGCUUUCGCAAGC